CAGGGGCGAUGUGUUCAGCAUGGAUGGGAAUGAGCUGCUGGGUUGGAAGCCACACCGACACUGCCAGAGUGUCAUCCACCAGUGCCCAGAAGUGUCACCCAUCAGUGCCCAGCAAUGUCGCCUGUCAAUGCUGCCCAGCAGUGCCACCUGUCAGUGCUGCCCAGCAGUGCCACCUGUCAGUGCCCAGCAGUGUCGCCCAUCAGUGCUGCCCAUCAGUGCCACCCAUCAAUGACGCCCAGCAGUGCUGCCGAUCAGUGCCGUCUGUCAGUGCCUCCAGUUGGUGCUAUCAGUCAGUGCCGCUUAUCAGUGCCCAUCAUUGCUGCAUAUCAGUGCAUCAUCAGUGCCUCCUCAUCGAUGCCCACCAGUGCCGCCUCAUCAGUGCUACCUAUCUGUGCCACCUCAUC
Staurois parvus is the source of this 404-nucleotide messenger RNA. The record is from the annotation of a GenBank genome assembly. NCBI's taxonomy places the organism in Eukaryota, Metazoa, Chordata, Amphibia, Anura, Ranidae.